Molecule: messenger RNA, 888 nt
Organism: Pochonia chlamydosporia 170
Lineage: Eukaryota; Fungi; Ascomycota; Sordariomycetes; Hypocreales; Clavicipitaceae
Product: short chain dehydrogenase
Exons: 4
Coding region: 1-888 (295 amino acids)
Source: RefSeq, a predicted model, not a curated record
AUGUCUUCAAAUUCCGGAAAUGCGUCCCUUUCAGCGGUAGACUUGUUCAACGUUGACGGGCUGGUUGCUUUUGUUACUGGAGCAGGAACCGGUAUUGGGCUCAUGUUUGUCAAGGCAUUGGUCAAGAAUGGCGCGGCAAAGGUUUACAUUGCCGGUAGACGAUUGGAAGUUCUCCAGGAAGCAGCUGCAUCUGUUGGACCAAAUGUAAUACCCGUGCAGUGCGACGUCACAUCCAAGGAAAGCCUGCAGGAGGCCGUAAAGCUUGUCGAAAAGGAUUCUGGGUAUGUAAACCUUUUGGUUUGCAACUCUGGCAUUACUGGUCCUUCAGCUUCUGCCUUAACUCCCGAGACGACUCUGGAGGAGUGGGCGGACAACAACUUCGCACUGGACAUGGACAAGUAUGUAGAAACGUUCGCAGUCAACACUGCCGCGGUAUGGUACACUACAUUGGCGUUCUUGAAGCUUCUCGACCAGGGAAAUAAGAAGAAGAAUGUCACGCAACAAUCCCAAGUGGUCAUUACGAGCUCAAUUGCUGGGUUCAACAAGACUUCCACAGCUGGCUGGGCGUACGGGCAGUCAAAGACAGGGGCAAUUCUGGCAGCGAAACAGCUUGCUACGGUCUUACCCCGAUGGAAUAUACGCGCAAAUUGCAUCGCCCCUGGAAUAUUCCCGAGUGACAUGUCAGGCCCGGUUGUCCAGCAGUACAAGGAUGAAACGGGAGGAUAUGGCGCAGUUCCCACGACAAUGAUCCCCAUGGGCAGGUUUGGAGACGAGACAGACAUGGCCGGAACUAUUCUCUAUCUGGCAUCGAAAGCGGGCUCAUACUGCAACGGGGUUGUUGUAGUCGUCGACGGAGGCCGUCUGGGCACGUUUCCAUCAAUCAAUUAG